Peniophora sp. CBMAI 1063 is the source of this 255-nucleotide messenger RNA. Lineage: Eukaryota; Fungi; Basidiomycota; Agaricomycetes; Russulales; Peniophoraceae. The record is from the annotation of a GenBank genome assembly.
AUGCAGUCGCGCCCUGCCAGUAAAGUGAAGGUCCAGCCUGCACUGAAGAUCAUUGUCAUCGACGAGGACGACGACUCGCAAGAGGUGAUCGUCAUCUCAGAUAGCAAUGAUGACCUCGAGCAGGCGUCAGUGACCAAGUCGGCAAAGGCUAGGGGUAAGCAGCGGGAAGUCAUGAAGGUCAAGAUGGAGGUUGAGGACGUCGACAUGGGGGACGCUGGACAGCUCCUCCAGCCAACGGUCAACAACAGGUCCUGA